AUGAAAAAAUUUAUUAGAAAUUUUAAGGAUCAGUAAAAUAUAAAUAAACACUUAUUUUGUUCUAUAUGCCAUGAAGUAUUUAGGAGACCUGUAAUUAUAGCUUGUGGGCAUACAUUUUGCAAGCAUUGCAUACAAUUAUGGAAAGUAAAUCAUAAAUUUUGUCCUAACUGUAGAUAGACUAUUUAGAAAAAAGAUAAUUUACUUAAAAAUUUAAUUCCUCAGCAGAUAAUUGAUGAAUUAGAUAUGAACUGCGCUUCUGAAGAGUGUAAAUGGACAGGAAAAUUGUAAGAUCUAGAAAAACAUUACAGCUAAUGCUAAUUUUUCUAAAAAAUUAAAUAAUCAGAAACUAAUCCAGACACAACUAAAGCUAUCACUAUAGAAGAAGAGCUUUCUGCUGCAGAUGGAAGUGAUGUUGAAAUUGUAGAAGUAAAAAAUUUAAAAUCAAGCUCAAAAGUUUAGCAAGGAAUUUAGAAUUAAAAUUCUAAAAUAGGUAUAUAAAAAGUGAUUGCUAAGCCAAAGUAAAAAAGCCUUCUAAAUAAAAUGUAAGCAUAAAGAAAAUCUUUUAAUAAUUACAGAAUAAAAUCUUAAUCUGUUUCUUCUUCAUAAUUGGAAUCAGAAUCUGAAAAUAAAUCUAAUUCUAGUGAUGAGCAUGAAGACUCAUUUUCAGAUUUUUAAAAAUAUGAGAAGCAUUAAUAAGAAAAUGAUUAAGGAGUUAUGGAGGAAGAGUAAGAUGAAAUAAAUUUAAUUAAAGAUGUAAGAAAAAAAGUGAUUAAAAUUUCAUAUGAAAAGUAAGAAGUCCCUAAAAGUAAAUUAUCAAAUAAUAUAGAACAAAGUAUGGAAAUAGAAAUGCAAUAAAAAGAAAUUUAAGCCCUAUAGGAUAAACCUCUCAAUUUAUCAGAUGAUGAAGAUGAAAAUAGUAUAAAAGAUAUUGAAGACAUUUUCAGCAAAAUUUAAGAGAGGAAUAAAAAACAAUCUGAUGAAAUUAUUUAAAACUAAAAGAAAGAUAAUUUUGAUAAUAAUUUAGAUAAAAAUUUUCAUGAAUCUCUAAAUGAUUAAAUCAGUCAUAAUUAAAUCAAUCCUUAAAAUUUAUAUGAUAAUUUAAAAUAAAAUAUUUAGCUCGAUGACAUGGAAAAAUGUUAUUCGUCAUACUUACAAAAAUUUUCAUCCUCAAAGUAAGAUAAAGAUAAAAAUGAUUAAGAUAAUUUAAAUAGUGAUUAUAAACAUAAAUAAUAAGAAGAGAAUAUGAUUAUUGAUAACCCUGUAAUUCCAUUUUCGUGUGUAUCUCCAAAUAACUCUAAUAAAAAUUAGCAUGACGAUGAAGAUGGCAAUUUAAUAAAAAGUGUUGAUUUAAAAUAACCAGUUUAAUAAUCUUAAAAUUAUCUAAAAUCUAGUAGUAAAAAUAUAUAAGAAGAUUAGAAUUUAAAUGUAAAUUAGUUUAGCCCUUAAAAGUUUCAAGAAGAAUAGUUAUUGCUUUAAAAUUCUAAUAAUAAAUUAAACCCAGAUUAAAAAGAUUAAAGCUUAGAAAUUUAAAAUGACCAUAGUGCUCUAAAAUAAAAUGAAUAAAUAGAAAAUAUAGAGUAGGGUAAUUAAGACGGAUAGCAAAUAAGUUCUGAAUAAUCAAAAUAGCAAGAAAAAUAAUAAGAACCAAUUCAAAUAGAUAAUUAACUCAAUAAUGGAUCAAACCUAAAUCAAAAUAAUAACAAUAGCGAUUUGGAAUAAAAUAAAAUCUUUUAGGAGAAAUAAGUUGAUGUUGUAAAUAAAGAAAUAGAAUAACAACAAGAAUACUAAAAUGGAAAUUUAGAAAAUGAUGAUGAAGAAGAAGAAGAAAGUAAAUGUAAUAGAGUUGGAAAAAUUUAGUAAUAGGAAAUGAAUUAUCAGCUUCAAAAUGUAGAUUACAAGUAAUAUGCAGGAUAAAAAGUGAUUAACGAAUAAAAUCAUUUAAUUUAAGAAAAAAACGAACAAAGUGCUUAAAAGAUGAAAGAAAAUUAGAAUAAUAAAUAGGAAGGAGAAUAAUAAAAAAAGAAAAAUCCAAUAAUCGAUAUCCUAUUUGGCUUUUGGAAAAACUGA
This is a messenger RNA of Tetrahymena thermophila SB210, 2067 nucleotides long. RefSeq names its product zinc finger, C3HC4 type (RING finger) protein. The transcript has 2 exons. Lineage: Eukaryota; Ciliophora; Oligohymenophorea; Hymenostomatida; Tetrahymenidae. The record is from RefSeq and is a predicted model, not a curated record. Gene Ontology annotation, biological process: protein ubiquitination. Gene Ontology annotation, molecular function: ubiquitin-protein transferase activity.